UUCCGAAAUACGGUCUCGUCACCGCUGAGCCUGAGGCAUAUACGCCCCAACACGAUUCGAAACUAGAAAAGCUGAGAGCAAUGUCUUCUUCCAAGCAGAGUGGGCCGACCAAGGCAUCCAGUGUCACCAAGGCCGCGGCGAAACCCUCGAGCAGUCAGUCGAAGCCGCACUUCAACCCGCUCUCCGAGAGCACGAACAUCAAGGACCACAUGAGGAAGCGUGAUCCGCCCUACUGCCGGGCGACUCAGGUACAGCCUGCCUUCCAUCUGCUGAGAGACGACGAAGCCGUUGCAUUUGACGUCGAGUUCCAAAGGAUCUGCAAGAACCCGACAGAGAAACGCAAGGUGUGGCAAUCUCGACUGGGGUGGUUCAGUGUCGUUGGUGAGGCGGGCCAGGAGAUCUUCAACUGCUUCGUGUUCUACGACAAUGAGCCUGGCACUGAGAAGGCCAUGGAUCCCAUCCGAUUCGGCGUACUGCGAGAAGAUCUGAAAGCUCACAAUGGAGCUCGGAACGGCAGAGAGGUAGAGGCGACACUGAGACGCAUCUUUCAGGGUCGGAAAGUCAUCAUGCAUGACCGGAGAGGCGACAUGAAAGCCUUUUACACCAUCUCUGACGCGUUCGACCAAAGCGAAAUCGUCGAUACGCAGCAGCUGUAUCGCCAUCUGCAGCCGGAAAGUGGUCAGCCAGGACUCCGAGACACCGCUCUCAAGGUACUCGGUAGGGUAAUCCAAGCUGGCGGACUUCACAACCCGAGUGAGGAUGCGCGAGCCACGAUGGAUCUCUGGCUGGAGCACCGGCGCCAAGCUGACACGCAAGCGGAAGAUGCAAAAGAUGCUGGAUUGCUGAUCGCAGAGACAUCGGCGGAAGAGGGCGACUCUGCGAAGGAGUUGAUACCGAGCAGUGGUGAUGGGAUAUGCUCUGGAAAGUCGGAAAGGCGUAUCAGCAGAGAGCUUUGUAGGCAUCGGUCGGUGUAGUUUUACAACUGGCAAGAUGGUAAAUAGUAGUCUCCAUGCAGGUGUUACCCUUUCCGCUUUGCUCGCCAAUAUACGCAAAUAUGCGGCUGUUCCAGGCAUCGUGUGUCUGCUGUGCUCUCGGAGGUCCAACUACAUGGCUCUGCUCAUCAGACCAGCGCGUGGAGUCAUGCUCUUGUCGGUGACGGAUCGAGCGAGUUGGAUCCGGA
Molecule: messenger RNA, 1180 nt
Organism: Cercospora beticola
Lineage: Eukaryota; Fungi; Ascomycota; Dothideomycetes; Mycosphaerellales; Mycosphaerellaceae
Cellular component (GO): nucleus
Molecular function (GO): nucleic acid binding; exonuclease activity
Source: RefSeq, a predicted model, not a curated record